Molecule: messenger RNA, 605 nt
Organism: Leptinotarsa decemlineata (Colorado potato beetle)
Lineage: Eukaryota; Metazoa; Arthropoda; Insecta; Coleoptera; Chrysomelidae
Product: cell adhesion molecule 2-like
Source: RefSeq, a predicted model, not a curated record
AACUUCCCACUGAAAAUCCUGUCAUUACCGGGGUUGAAGAGGAUUAUCAAAUCGGCGAUGAAAUAAAUUUGAAUUGCACGUCCGGAAUGAGCCAUCCAGCGUCCAUACUUCAUUGGUAUAUUAACGAACAACAGAUUCAAAAACAAGAAGCUUUGAUACAGUACCCUGUAGAACAUUAUCAACAUGGCUUGGUAUCUUCAGUAUUGGGUUUGAGGUUUCGACUGAGCAGUCAUCACUUUCGCGGUGGAUCUAUGAGGGUGAAAUGUGUAGCGUCAAUGAUGCCAAUGCUGUUUCAAAGUGACAGAGAAAGUGUUGUUCAAACUCAGACAUUACCACUCAGAGAAGCGCUACUUCUCGUCAAGAGCUCAACGAGUAGAAAUAUGGCCUCUGCAGUCCUUGCUAUUACUCUGAUAGGAAGCAUACGUCUCUUGUCGUGAGUUCACCUGAUUGUGUAAAUGUAAAUAAUACUAUAGUGCUAGCAACUAACAACUGUACAUAAAUGCAUUCUGUAGUGUUGCUUCGAACUGAAAUGGUGUAUUCAUUGAUUUUACUUCAACUGUGAUAAGAGAGGUCCUAAUGAGAAUAAUAUGUGGUUUCCUUAUAUA